Messenger RNA from Paramecium sonneborni, 11098 nucleotides. The record is from the annotation of a GenBank genome assembly. Lineage: Eukaryota; Ciliophora; Oligohymenophorea; Peniculida; Parameciidae.
AUGAGAUAAUAUUUGAAUAGAUCAUUUUAUAUUAAGAAAGAUGUAACAAAAGAAGAGACUGAAAGAAUUAGUAAUAGAUAAAAGUCUAUGCAUGCUAGAGUAACUGCAAUUAGAAUGCCUCCAUUAACAAAUAAAACAAUUACUCUUUCUGAUUAAAAACAAGAACCUAAAUUCACAAUUUCAAGAUUUUCAAAAGCUAAAUAUUUACGUAAUGAUCUAAUAGAAACAUCAUUAUUAUAAAAUAAUGAAUAAGUAAAAGGGGAAGAAAAGCUCAAUUAAGUAUAAACAAUAGAGUAAUACUUUUUAUCUUAAGGAUUUGAUUUUUCUAUUUAAAUAAACAAAAAUCUAUAUUUACCAAUAGAAAAAUUUGAAGAUGAUACAUUAUAAGUAUAUUCUGAUGAUUAAAUUAUUUAAUUGCUGAAAAAUUAAAAAAUUUUAAUAUAUGUUAUGGAAUAGAAUACUUUAGGUGAUUGGUUCUGGUAUAGAGCUGAAUUAAUUGGAUAUUCAAAGUUAUUUCAUUACUAAAGAAAGAAUAGAGAAGGAAGGUGUGCUAGAAUUCAUUUUAUUAUGGAUUUUGAAGAUAAAUAAUUAUAUAUUAAAAAAUUAAGAUAAGCAUUUUAUCUAAGAGAUUAAAUGGAUAGAUAUUUAAAAUUCAAUUGUUAUGUAGAAAAUAUGCCAACUAAUGAUUUAAUUUAAUUAAAUGCUGAUUAAAAAAAAAAAAUUAAAAAAAGGUUAGGAUUUGAAUUCCCUAAAUAAUAAAUUUAAAAAGAAUUUAUGGAAGUUAACCUUUUAAAUCUAAAAACAUAAAAUGAAAUAAUUUUCAAACUAUUUUUAAAAAAUAAUGAAACAAAUAAAAAACUUAAAGAUUUACUUGAAAUUUUUAAAAAUUAAUACAUAAAACCAGAAAACUCAAUCAAAAAUCUUAUUUAAACUCAGUUAAUUUAUUCUGAAGGAAUACUUAUUUAAUAGAUAAAAACUUCAUUUUAAAUAUUGAGACAAUCAUAUUUUUUGGCAUCUAUUUCAAAUAUUAAACCUAUUUAAAAAUGUUUAUAAUAUAUUAGUAAUCAUGUUGCAGAUUUAUUAUAAUAUGAUUUAUUUGUAUAUUAAUAAUAGUCAUUUGAAAAAUUUAAGUUUUCAUAAGAAAUGCAUAUUAAAACUGUGCUACAAAGUAUUAAAAUUAAAUGGAUAGAAGAAAUCAUUGAAUUUUGUAGAAUAAAUUUAUAAAUACAAAAUAAAAAAAGUUUAAUUCUAACAUAAAUUUAAUUAGAUAGAUUUUUUUAAUUAACAAGAAUGAGAUUGCAGGAUGCAUUACUUAAUUUCUUGAAGAUAAAUUUUGAAAAAUUCAUUAAUUACUUAAAUACACAUAUUCCUGAAGAUGUAUAAAUUUAAUCCUAUUCAUAAGUUCAUAAUAUUUAUACAAAUUAAUAUGCAAUAAUUAAGCCUUUAUAUUCAAUUUAAAUUUUAUUUAAGGUUAAUGAAAUUUGUUAUUCUUUUAAUCCUAUUCAAUUUAAAGAUAUAAUAUUAGGAUUUUUUGAAUUAAUAUAUGAAGCAAUAGGAAAUAUACCUGAUCCAGAAACGAGAUUAAUAGAGUAUUUUUAAAAGGAAUUUUUAUACACAAUGAAUGGAAAUUUAAAAGCACCUGAGAAGGAACAAAAAGUAAAAUUUAUUAUUUAUUCUUAUUAGUAUAUUGAUACGAUUGAUAAUUUAUCGAAUAAAAUAAAAAAGUCUCUUUUUGAUUAUUUAAAAUAAUUUGAAAACUUACAAAAAUUGUAAAACCAAAAACCAUUUGAAAUAAAUCUAGCUGAAACUUUAAUUUUAAAUAAUCGAGAGGAUAUGAGAUUGAUUGAUCAAAUUCCAGAAUUUAUAGAAGUAGGAACAUUUUUAAUUGUAAUAUCUGAAAUGAAGAAUUAUUUUUAAUUAAUACUUAGGAAAAGGGAGUAAUAUUAUAUUGAGUAGUUGUCUUUAUAUCAUAAAGAAGAUUGUAUGAGAUUAUUAAACGAAUAUGCUAAUUUAGAAUUAAAAAUAAUAGAAAAACCUUAAAAUAUAGAAUUGCUUGUAGAAAAAAGGGAAUUUUUAGAAGAUGUUCUACCAUAAAAGUUGAGUUUUUUAUAAUAAGAAGUUUAAAAAAAUAAAUUGAAUUUUGAUUUAUUAAAUUCAGUGAUAGAAUGUUAAAAUAUUGUUUAUAUAAACUUUUAUCCAAUUAGAAGAGAAGAAACACAUAAAUAUUAUAGACUUUUAAUUUAAGAAUAAUAACUUUUAAAAUUAUCAAUGAUUUAAAAAUAAUUAUUAGAGAAUUAAAAGGAUGAAAUAUUUUAGAUUUAAGCACAUGAAUAAUAAAAAUUCAAAAAAAAAAUAAGAUAACUUUAAUAAUAAGUAUAUCAAUUUUAGGAAUAUUAUGAAUAAGAAUAGAGUAAGAUGGCAGAGGAUAUGAUGAUAGUUAUAAAUAAUUAAUUUAAAUAAUAUUCGGAUGAGGCUUAAAGAUUUAAUAAGAGAGAAUAAUUGUUUGGUUUGGAAUAGACAAAUUAUGAAAUUUUAUUAUAGUUAUAAUGUGAAUAUAAACCAUUUGAAGCAGUUUGGAGAGUGAAUUCAAUAUGGUAAUAAUAAAAUGUAAAAUGGUUAAAUGAUUCAUUGAAUAUAGUUGAUUAUUAGGCUUGUGAAUAGUUUUUUAAUUAAGAUUAUAAAUAAUUUAUAUAGGUAGUAGAUAAGAUAUAGAAUUAAGAGAUUUUUACAUUAUGGAAAGAGUUAAAAAAGGAGAUAGAUUAAUUUUAAAUGUAUGUUCCAAUAUUAUUAUCAUUAACAAAGAAUGGAUUGAGAAAGAGACAUUUUAAAUAUUUGGGUGAGUUAUUAAAUAUUGAAGAUUUAGAAUUUGAGAAUUAUAUAUCAUUGUAGUAAUUAAUAGAUUUAAAAAUAAUAAAUUAUAAUGAUGAAUGUAUAGAAUUGGGAUUGAAAGCUUAAGAAGAAUAUGGGAUAGAGUAGAUAUUAAAAUAGAUAACAGAAAUUUGGAGUGAAUAUAGAUUUAAUAGUAUGAUGGUGAAAGGAGUUUAAAUAUUUAAGAAAUUAGAUAUUGUAUAGGUAUUGGUAGAUGAUCAUUUAAUAUAAUUGGAAUUAAUGAUGAAAUAGAAGAAUAAUAAUUAUUUUAUAUAAAAAAUAAAUAAUUUAUAUGAUUAAUUGAGACAUAUAUCAUGUUAUUUAGAAGAAUGGAAUAAGACUUAGAGUUAAAUAGUAUAUUUAUAACCAGUUUUUGAUUCUGGAGAUAUAUUAAAAUAGUUACCAGUAGAAUAUAAAAAGUAUAGAUAGAUAGAUAAGUUAUAUAAAGAGAUAAUUGGUUAUUCAGAUAAAGUGAUUGAAUUUGGAUAACAAGAUGUAGAGAAAGUUAAAUAGAUAAAUGGUUUAUUGGAUCAAAUACAUAAAGAAUUAGGAAAUUAUUUAGAAAGAAAGAAGGAGAAAUUUAGUAGGUUUUAUUUUAUAUCAAAUGAAGAAAUUUUAGAGAUUUUAUCAAAUGGUUAAGAUUUAAUAUUUUUAUAGAAAUAUUUAUAUAAAUUAUUUGAGAGCAUUGUUAAUUUAAAGAUGAAUAAAUAAAAUUAAAUAUAUGCAGUAUAAACAAAAGAAUGUGAAUUAAGAUAUUAAGAGAAAGUAGAUACAAAUAAUAAAUGUAUUGAAGAUUGGUUAUUGGAAGUAGAAUAGUAGAUGAAAUAUAAUGUGAAAUAAAAUAUUUUGAGUAGAAAUAAUGAUUGUGGAAAUUAAGUUACAUUGAUAAAUUUUGAAUUAGAUCAUACAUAUAGAGUAGAGGAAGAUAUGAAAUAGGGCAGAGAUCUUAGAAUAUAUUUAGUAGAAUUGAAGGAUAAAUUAUAGAAUAAGAAUUUGGAUGUUGCAAACAUUAUAUUAUUAGCUCAUCAUGUAGAAGUAUUAAAAUAAUUAUUGGAUUAUAAUUAAUAAUUAAUACCAUUUUAUUGGAGUUUAUAAUUGAGAUAUUAUAUCAAGAAUACUAAUUGUUAAAUAAAUUCAUUAGAGGCAUCAAUAUAAUAUGGAUAUGAAUAUUAAGGUAAUUUAGAAAGAAUUAUAAUAACUCCAUUAACAGAAAGAAGUUUAGUAAUAUUUUUGAAUGCAUUACAUUACAAAAGAGGAGGAGCAGCUGUUGGUUAAACUGGAACUGGUAAAACUGAAACUAUUAAAGAUUUAUGUAAAGCUGUUGGUUAUAGAUGUAUUUUAUUUAAUUGUUCAGAAUUAGUUGAUUAUAUUCUAAUAUCAUAAUUUAUUAAAGGAAUUUAUACUAGUUAAUGUUGGAGUUGUUUUGAUGAAUUUAAUAGAAUUGCAGCUGAAGUACUUUCUGUUGCUGCAUCUAAAUUAAUGUAAUAUUAACCGGAUGGAAUAUUUGUUACUAUGAAUCCAGAUUACAAAGGAAGAAAUGAAUUUCCAGAUAAUUUAAAAUCUUAUUUUAGAAUGGCAUCAAUGAUUUCACCCAAUAUAUAAAUUAUUUUAUCAACAAUCUUAUCUAUAUUUGGAUUUAAUGAACCUUCGAAAUUAACUCAUUAAUUAAUGGAAUUGAUUUCAAUAUCUAAAGAUUUGUUAUCUAAUUAAUAUCAUUAUGAUUAUAGUUUAAGAGCAUUAAAAAGUGUAGUCAUAUUAGCAGGUCAAUUAUAUUAAGAAUAAUCAAAUGACCUAAAACUGGAUCAAUCUAAUUAUAUUCUAAAAGCUUUAAAAUAUGUAUAUGAACCUAAACUUAUUUAAAAUGAUCUUAUAUUAUUCCAUUAAUUGUUAUUAUAAUUUUAUCCUGCAUAAGAAAUCAAAUCUGUAGGAAGAGAUGAUUUUGGUCAUUUUAUUGCUACUAGUGUAUUAUAAUAAAAAGUAUCAGAACUUAAAUAAAUACUCAAACUUAGACAUGGUAUUAUGAUAGUUGGACCUGCAGGUUAAGGAAAAAGUGCUUGUUUAGAAGUAACACUUAAAUAAACUAAUUUAACUAACAUUCGGUUAUUUCCAAAAGCUAUGAAGGCUUCUGAAUUAUUUGGUUGUCUCAAUAUCAGUACAUUAGAAUGGGAAGAAGGAGUUUUACCAAGUUUAUUAAAAUUAGAAUAAUAAUAAGAAGUAUAUAUCUUUGAUGGAGCUGUUGAAACAGAAUGGAUUGAAACUAUGAAUUCUGCUUUAGACAAUAGUAAAAGACUUUGUUUAACUAAUGGAUGUAUAAUCAAUCUUAAUUGUUCUAUGAUUUUUGAAGUAGAUACUCUUAAAGGAGCAACACCUUCUACUAUCUCUCGUUGUGGUAUCUUAUAUAUUUCUGAUGAUCCUUUAUUAGGACUUAAACAAUUUAUUUCUCAAACAUGUGAUAAAUAAGCAUCCAAAUAUAAUGAGAUUAUUGAAAAACUUAAAAAUAGAAUUUUACAGCUUAAAAUACCUUUAAGUUACUUUUCACAUCAAUUAAUUACAAUUAUGAGACAAAUCUAAAGUGAAUAUCAUAAUUUUAAUAUUUAAUUGUUUAUUUAUUGUUUGGCAUGGACUAUAUUACCUUAAGUAAAUGAUAAAAAUGAACGAUCUAGUAUGAAUGAAUAUCUAAUGAAUCUAGGAAAUAUUAUUUGCGAUAAUUUAAUAAUAUAUAAUGAAUACAAAGAAGAUAUGAAUAAAUUUUAAUUAUUUCAUGUACCAACAAUUUUAAAAUUCACAAAUUUUGAAGACAUAUAUGUUCCAAAAAUAGAAGAUAUGGCAUAUUUAAAAAUAUCCUAAGCUCUUUUGAAUAAUACAAAUAUAAGAUUUGAAGGAAUUAGUGGUGCUGGUAAAACAAAACUUAUAAAUGAAAUACUUCAUAGUUUUUAAUAUAUAAGAAUUAAUUGUUCAUCAUCAACUAAUUCAUCAAAUACUUAAUAGACAUUAGAAUCAAAUUUAGAGAGAAGGAGAAAAGGAAUUUUUGGUCCAUAAAUGGGUUAGAGAUGUAUUAUAGUUUUGGAUGAUUUCCAUAUGCCUUAAGAUGUAGAAUUAAUUCGAUAAUUUUUACAUCAAAAAGGAUGGUAUUCAAAAAGAGAUUCACAUUCUAUUUUAUAAAAAAUAGAAGAUACUACAAUUUUAGCUGCAAUGACAUAAUAACACUAACAUAGUGAUAGAAUGUUAAGAUUAUGGACAACAUUUAAAUUCUUAUAAGAAGAAACAGUUUAUUAUACAAUAUUUAAUUAGAUGACAUAAGCAUUUUAAAUGCAACAUAUUGUAUAAAAAACAUUAUAAGCAUAUAAAUAAAUAAAAGAAUAAAUAAAAGCUACUCCACUUAAAGUACAUUAUUAAUUUACAAUGAGAGAUGUUUGGAGAGUAUUUUAGAGUAUGUGUACAAAAAAGACAUUAAAUGAAAAUUAAUGGAAUUUUGAGAUGGCAAGAGUAUUUGUAGAUAGAUUAAUAACAAAAUAAGAUAAGAUAUUAGCAUAAUCAAUAAUUGGUGUUGAUUCAGUAUAAUUUUGUGAAUUUUCAAGUGGAUAUAAUGAUCAUUCUUACAAGGCUGUAAAUGAUUUUGAUACUUUAUUAUAAUUAAUGAAAGAAUAAUUUUAAAAAUAAGGUAUUACAAUAUAUGAUGAUGCUUUAAAAUCAUUGAUUGCAAUUUCAAGAGUAUUAGGAUUAUAAUAAGGUCAUUUAGUAAUUUUAGGUUAAGUUGGUACUGGAGGAGUUUAAUUAUCUAAAUUAGCAGCAUUUAUUUAAGAAAGUGAAUCUCCUUAAAUUGAAAGAUGGAAAGAAGAUCUUAGGAAUAUAAUUAAAAAAUGUAUUAUUGAAAAUAAAAAGAUUGCAAUCAUUAUUGAUGAUUAAAGAAAUUCACAUAAUCAACCUACCAUUUAUUAAGAUAUAAGUACAUUAUUAAAUUCUGGAGAUUUAGAUAUAUUUAAUCGACAAGAAUUAGAUGAUCUUCAUUCUGUAUUUUAAGAAUAAAUUGAUUAAGAAUAUCAAGAUUGUAAAUCAAAUAGAAAAAUUAUAUUACAUAAACUUUAUUUGAAUAGAUUAGUUAAUAAUCUACAUUUCAUUGUUUGUAUAACAUCUACAAAUAAAUUUAGACAUUAUCCAAAUCUUAUUAAUUGUUCACAUAUUCUUGCAUUAUAAUAAUUACCAGAAUAAGCAUUAAUAAGUAUUGCUUAAAUGUAAUUAAAACAUUUAGAUAUUAAUCUAAAAUAAAUUAGUGAAUUAUUUAAAUUCUUCCAUUAAUCUGCAUAACUAAUUGAUAAUCAUUAGAAAAUAUAAACUGUGACUUCAAUCCAUUAUUAUGAUCUCAUUUAUACAUUUAAUAAACUUUAUCUAUUAAAGACUACAGAACUUUAAUCUAGAAUCAAUCGUAUUAAAAAUGGUUUAUCCAAAAUUUUAACUGCAAAUGAAACUAUUUCGGAAUUAAAAAAAGAAUUGCUUGAAAUAACACCUGAAAUUGAGAAAUCUUAAUAAGAAAGCUCUAGAAUGAUGGAAAAAUUAAAAUAAGAAAAAGAUUAAGCUUUUUAUUAAGAAUCAUUAUUAAGUGAAGAUGAAACACAAGCUAAUUUUUAAUAAAUUUAAGCCACUAAAUUAGCCAAUGAAGCUACAUAAGCAGUUAAGGAAGUUAAUCUAUUGUUGGAUCAAACUUUAUAAGAUGUAUCUAAAUUAAAAAAAGAACAUUUAAUUGAAAUUAAAUCUUUAGGUAAACCACCUAAACCAGUUGUUAUUAUUUUAACUGGAGUUGUUAUCUUAAAUCUAGAUAAUUUAAGAUCUUAAAUUACUUAACCUCUUACUACACUUACAAAUCAAGAUUAUUUUGAAAUUGCUAAAAAAUAUUUAUUGAAUGAUCCUAAAGAAUUAUUGGAACUAAUUAGAAAUUACGACAAAAAUAAUAUCAAUCCUUAUAAUAUUAACAGACUUGAAAAAAUUGUUUUAUCAGAACCAGAUUUCACAUUUGAAAGAGCCAAACAAUGUUCUGCAGCUGUCAAAUAUUUAUAUUCUUGGGUUAAGGCUAUGUAUGAAUAUAACAAAGUGUACAUAGAAACUAAACCAUUAAGGGAUAGACUUAUUGAAGCAUAAAAAUAAUUAAGAGAAAAAACAUAAAUUUUGAAUGAGAAAAAGUCAUAAUUGGUGAUUGUAUUUCAAAAAGUGAAGGAUUUAUAAGAAAAGUAUGACCAAUAAACAUAGAAAUGUGAUGUUCUAAAUAAAUAAUUAGAAGACUCAACGAAUAAAUUAUAACGUGCUAUAGGAUUAACAUAAGGAUUAGAACAAGAAUAAUAAAGAUGGUCUCAUCAAAUUAAUAUAUUAAAAAAUUCCUAAAAAAAUGUGUUAGGUGAUUGUGCAAUUGCAGCAGCGUAUUUGAACUAUUGUGCUCCUCUAACAGAAUAACUAAAAAAUUAAUUAUUAUAAUAAUGGGCUAAAUAAGUUAAGUCUAAAAUUGGAUUUGAAAAUCAUCCUUAAUAAUUUUUAAAUCCAUCUUAAAUUUAAGAUCUCUAAUAAAUUAACUCCAUAUUUUUAUAACAUAGUAUAAAACCUAUCCUUUGUAUUGAUCCUCAAUGUUAAGCAAAUGAAUAUUUAAGAUUGCAUAAUUCAGUUAUGGAUGUCAAUGAUUAACACUAAUUUGAAGUUGCACUAUCAUUAAAAUAAAGUAUUCUUAUUGAAAAUUUAAAUGUUAUUCCAAAUUGGUUAAUUGAUUAUGUCAAUAAUAACCCUCAUCCUAUAGUUAAAAUUUAUGUGACUACGAUGCAAUAUAAUUUUUAAAUGUCUUCUUUGAAUUAUUCAUAAUUUUAUGUUAUAAAUUUCCAAAUUACUAAACUCAAUGCUGAAGAAUUAAUCUUGAAUUAAAUAGUUAAUACAUAAAAUCCAGAAUUAUAUAAACAAUAAAUUGAAUUAAAAUAAAUGGAAUUUAAAAAUGAAUUAAAAUUAAAAUAAAUUGAAGAUACAAUUCUAUCUAUUUUAAAUGUUGAAAAUUUCAAAGAUUUACUCAAUUAAGAAACCUUAAUUAAUUAACUUUCUAAUUCAAAGAAAAUAUUUAAUGAAAUAUAAUUAGCAUAAUCAGAAUUUUAAUAAAUAUAAAAAGAUUUAACCAAUACUAAAUAGUAGUAUAAAUAAUUAGCCUCUAAAAUAACAGAUUUAUAUUUCAUAUCUUAAGAGAUGUAAUGUCUGGAUCCUAUGUAUUAAUUUUCAUUAGAAUGGUUUAUAAACUAACUUCUUUAUACUAUUAGAAAUACAAAUAAUCUAAAAUUACUUUUUCCUAAUUUUCGUUUAAGAUUUUAUUCAUGUUUAAGCAGAGUUUUAACAGAAAAACAUAGAUUUGUCUUUGCAUUUCUUUUAGCCAAAUAAUGUAUGGUUUCUGUUGAUUAAGAUGAUUGGUAAGCUUUUAUUGGAUAUUCAAAAUUAAAGACUGAUGUUUAAUAACCAAAAGAUAACCCUUUUACAUGGAUUGAUAAUUCUAAUUAUUAAAGAAUUUGUAUAGAAUUAGAUAACUUUUAAAUAGUAACUGCUAAAAUACUUAUUAAUAAUUUUGAAUAAAUUAAAUAGUUUUAUUUAAGUAAGAAAUACUAAGAAUCGGAGAUACCUCAUAUAGAAAGAUUAGAUGAAAUUUAAAGAAUAUUCAUAGUCAAAGCUAUUAGACCUGAUUAUAUUUAGAUUAUGAUUAAAUAAUUUAUAUAAAGAAUGCUAGAUUUUGAUGUUGACAAAGUUUAAUAAAUUCCACUUGACAUAACAUUUAAUGAAAGCUAAUAAAAUAAAAUAUUACUUUAUGUUUUAUAAAAUAAUUAAGAUCCAAUAGAGUAAAUAAAAGAUUUUGCAUCAACCAGAAACUUUAUUAAAAAAUUAUGGACUUUAUCUUUAGGAUAAGGAUAAGGUAAUAAAGCUGAGAAAUUGAUAAGAGAAGCAGCAGAAUAGGGACUUUGGAUUGUUAUAUAAAAUUGCCAUUUGCAUUAGUAAUGGUUAAAUGAAUUAGAUAAACUGAUUAUGAUUGAGUCACAUACAGAUUAUAGAUUAUGGUUAACUUCUAAAUCUAUAAUUUAAUUUCCAGGAAGAAUAUUAUAAAAAAGUGUUAAAUUAACUUAUAAUACGAAUGAUGAGAAAUAAAUAGAAAUGACAGAUAUUGCUAAAUUUCAUUUUGGAUUACUAAAUUUUUGUAAAUUAGGUUUGUUAGGUUUUAAUAAGAAAUAUUAGUUUACUUAAUAUGAUUUAAAUAUCACAUAAGAAUAAAGCAAUAAAAUUGAUGUAAGUGACAAAUUGAAACCAAUAGCUUUAAGUUAUAUAACAUCUUAAUUACAUUAUGGUGGUCAUAUUGUUGAUGAUCAAGAUUAAAUAAUUCUUAAUAAACUUUCUUGUUAUUAUUUAAUAGAUAAGGUAAGUCCAGUUAAUAGUAAUCUUAUAUAAAUAUAUCUAGGAGAAUAAAUAUGUCAAGAAUUUAUAAAUGAUUUAUUGUAUAAAGAAUAUGGAUAGAUAGAUUAAAUAAAUGAUGAGGUAAAUAAAACAGUAUAAUAUUUAAGUUCAAAUUUACCAAAAUAGAUAGUGUUUGAUAAUUCAAGGAAUCACAAAUUGGAUUCUUAUUUAGUUUAAGAGAUAUCAUUAAUCAAUUAAUUAAUAGAUAUAAUUGAAGAAUCUAUAUAAAUAAUAUAAAGAAUAUUAGCAGGAGAUUCAUGUCCAAACACAAUGAUAGCAGAAGAUAUAAAGUACUAAAGAGUACCAUAAUAAUGGAUGGAUAUAGGAUUUAGAAGUGAAAAUAAAUUGGGUUAAUGGUUUUAAGAGUUUUUAAGGAGAGCAAAUUUUAUAAAUAAUUGGAAUGAAUAAGGAAUACCAAAUGCAAUCUGGUUGGGUGGAUUUAUGAAACCAAAUAGUUUUUUAAUGUAUGCAAAAUAUAGUUAAGAAUGUUUAAAUAAAAAGACAAUAUUUACAAUAUUGGAUAGUAUAAAAUUAGAACAUAUAACAAAGAGUCCUUCAAAUGGUUAUUAUAUUUAUGGAUUGACUUUACAAGGGGCAAAAUGGAAUUAGAAAUAACAUAUAAUAGUAGAAUCAAAUUCUAUGUUAAAUGAAUUUCCAAUUUGUUUUUUGAAUUAUAAAGAAGAAGAUGAAUACUAGUUAUUUUAUUCAUGUCCGUUGUAUAAAUUAAUAGACAGAAAAGAAUUAAUAACAUUUAUUCCAAUGCCAUGUGAUACAAAUA